This is a messenger RNA of Lachancea nothofagi CBS 11611, 2331 nucleotides long. NCBI's taxonomy places the organism in Eukaryota, Fungi, Ascomycota, Saccharomycetes, Saccharomycetales, Saccharomycetaceae. The record is from the annotation of a GenBank genome assembly.
AUGGAGCAGCGUAUUAUCGCUGGCGGGACUGCUGCACAAAGCUCUGCUCUACCUAAUUAUGGACUCUGUUUGGCGAAUCGCCUUCGUGAUGAAACUGACGAUGAAGCUCCUGAGGUUAGCGAGUCAACUUUGGUGGAGCCAAGAUCGACAGGAUGGAUGCAACGGUCAAGUUUGCGAAAGCAUUUUGAAGUCUCUGAAUCUGAUGGUGUGCGGAUCGCUACCUGCAUACACUGUGGAAGGACGUUCAAAGAACGAAAGUCAACGGGUAAUCUUUCCAAACACGUCAAAAACCUACAUCCGCGACAUUGGAAAAGUCGAGAAGUGUCUAAAAAUGAAGCUGGGACGGCAGUGAGUUUAAAUAGUGCGAACACGGAAAUUCAGCCCUUGCAGCUGCCCAAUGUUAUCUCGGAAGGCCGCUUGAUUCCCUUGCCAGGACUCAUUGCGACUGAAUCUGCAGAAAGACCAGUCGAGUUUUUCGAGAUUGCUUUAUUGAUCGAGAAACAAUUGCCGUUCUCGAUUGUCACGACAAAGGCAUGGAAAUGGCUCAGCAAAGCUUGCCCCGGUCUGAAUUCAACUCAACCGUCCACGACUACUACAAAUAAGCUCGCCACAUAUAUAGCAAGUUUUGACGAUACUCUCUUCACUGCAAUGGCGUCCACCGAUACUAUUUCGUUAGUACUCGAUAUCCACUCAAGCAGCGCUCAUGGAAAGACGUAUCUUGCGAUUUGGGCGUCUUUUGUUCCCAACUUGAAUACUGAAGAACUGUUGCCGAAUAACGCAUAUACUCGGUGCUUGUCAAAGAAUAUCCAGGAGCCCUUCAAUACUCAUUUGUUGGACUUGAUAGACGUCGCGAAAUUGCAAGAAAAAGGAGAGGUGGUUCUCAGUAAAGUCCUCGAUGUAUGCCGUCGAUUCAAUAUCUCUCACAAAAUAACCUCCGUCAGAUGUUGCGAGGUCGAGCACAAUCUUUUGAAGAGUUUACAUUCGGCCGCCAACUUUAUUAAAAUACCCGAUUCUGUACAAGCCUCUCAAAUUGACAACGGAAUGGGGAAUUUUCACCUUGUUAAAUGUGUUGAUCACGUCCUGGAGGUUCUUCUUCGUUGCAUAAUCGAUUUUCUCAAAUCUGACGGCUUGUUUGAAACAGCACUGGACAAGAUAGCCAACUUGGCUGAGUUAUUAAAAGAAAGCACAAUUUUAGCUUCGUCGUUAUCAGAAGCUGGUAUAGCAUUGAUUCCUCUCGUUUUUGAAGAUAGCUCCCUGCAUGUGUGGAAGCAGAUUGAUUUUUUUUUGAAACAUCGCGAUCAAUAUAUGAGUUGGGUAAUGUCUUUGAACACAUUUCCGUGUUGUGAGUAUCAAGCUUCUGAACUUGAACCAUAUUUUGAAAUAUCCUCUGAGACACAGAAUCUCCUGCAGUAUUUUGUCGAUUGUUGUUCCAUUUUCAGCUACCUCGGCGACAAACUACAAGUUGCAGAUUUUAAUCAGCUGUCCAAUGCAGCUCCUAUUCAUUUCACAUUGAAGGCAUAUUACGAAUUUUGCCAUUCGGCGGUUUUUGCACAAAUUAUAGCGCCUUGCGACAAUAGCUUUGAUUUUUCAUUCAUAAAUGGUGACAGCAAACUUUCUGUCGAAACUAAAGGUAGAGUAUUGAAAGCCGUCAAUUACAGUCUGGUAGAUUUUUCCAACUCUUUUGGUCUGCUCAAACAAAAUAUCAUAUACUUCGUUGCAACUUUUCUCGACCCAACUUUUGGACCGCACGGCUUUCACGAUUUUAUGACGAAAGAAGACGCAGAUUAUCAUUUGCAAAGUGUCGAAACCUAUGUUAAACGCUACUUGGAGAAUUACCGGCCCGCCGAGAGCAGUAAUGUUGGCCUAAAAUCUCGCGGAUCUCGCGGACAAAAAAGCUCCAAACUUCCAAGGUUGUGUUUGGGAACAGUCACUCAAACAAAUGCGAAAGCCUUUUCGAGAGAAGAACGUUUUGGCGAGUGGGAUAGGUAUGUGGGUGAAAACCAAACUACGCUUGCAAAUGCAGCCGAUGCACUCAGCUGGUGGUGUGCACGGAGGACGGUAUAUUCAAGCUUAUUCCCGCUAGCUGUAUCGCUCUUAGUGACGAAAAUUAGUUGUGUAGGAGUGAAAGACAAGUAUCCCAUUAGUGCUGGAAAAUUGUGUCGAGAAGCCGGAAGAUUUUGCAGCAAAAAUGCAAAGCAAGAGGCCCUCCUCAAAGACCGUUUUUACAAUUUUGGGCUUUGUGAGCCUGAAUUGAACCCCUGCGAUGGCGCGUCUCUUCAAGAGCUCUCUGACGCCAGUGAAGGGGAACUUGAGAAUCUAUCGGACCGCUAA